CUAAUAAUUAAACGACACCGUGGCGCACCAGAAGGUCAAAAGUCGAGACAACUUCAAGACUCAGAGACCAUUUGCCAGUUGGAAUUUCAUGCUCUUAGUUUAUGGUAUGUAAAAAUACAGCCAUAGCCUCCAGCAGAUGAGCUAUCACAUAAAUCAUUCCAUAUCUCCAUCCAAGCAAGCCCGAUACCGGUCUUCCUCGUUACUUGGGGGACGCAUAAGCCGGGCCUCAAAAUUAAAAACCACCCUGAGCAUCCCAAAGGAUUGGUAUUCCAAAUAUUGGAGCCAAGCCAACGGCUCUAAAUCGGGGUAAAACGGGACCUGCCCGUGGUGACUCGGGGCUCCAUAUCUAUUUGGCAAUCAUAGCCCUGGGAUUGCCUCCUCUCUUGUUGGAUUUAGAAGACGAUACGCCGUCAUGAUACCUUCACAGGGAUAUCAAAUGGACUUCUCUUCCGAGGAACUCAGGCGACAGGGAGAGGAGCUCAGGUCCAAAAUUCAUGCGUUUGCCGACCACUACCGCCGUGUUGUGGACGACAUCAGUCCGUAUGGUGCAGACAUGGUAGGCUUGAUGAUCGGACCCCUGAGAACACUACUGGAGAACGAGAUCCAAAGACUCGAAGGCGUGAUCAAGAAGUCGGAAAAGGAGACACCGACUCGGCAGACUUUCUCGGGAAGCAACCUGCCUUUCAUUGAAGCGUUGUGGAACCGCGCCGAACAAUGUGAAAACAUCGUCGCGUUCCGGAAAUGGGUGUCUGUCGGGCUUAUCAAGGAGAAAGAAUUGUUGGCGCCCGGGAUUCACAUCGUCCCAUCGCCCGGGGAUUCAUCGCGGAAGGCCCAGAAGACCAUCGUCGAUAUUAUAGCCGAUGAUGGCCAGACGUGGGUCAAAGUGUACACCACGACGUCCAAGAGGCUUCUCUGGGAUAUGACAAAACUCGGAUGGGCCAUAGGUAUUGACGAAGAAGAAAGCGAUGAAGACGAAUCAGGGGCGGGCGAUUUUGACGAACUGCCAAUUUUCAAGUGUGCAAAGGAUUUGGCAGAUGCCGCGAGCGUUCAUAGAAUCCGGGGAAAGCAUCCCGUCGUUCACCUGGUGUUGACCCGGAUUAACGAAGGAGAAGUCAAAGAUAUCGAUCGGGUACUGCAGGGGAUUCGCAACCUGGGGGUCAACGUCUCAUGCUGCGGCGGUGGCAGUAACACCCCACCGGUCCCGCUGUCCAGCGAGACUAUGCAGAGAAUGGCUCCGAGCCCAUUCUCCAAAUUUACCAACGUCCUCAACAUCGACACAUCCGUGCUGAUUGCUUUGAUAUCCGACUUCUGCCAUACUCAUGUCCUGAGCAAGCCUCAUUUUCAUCGAAUGCAGCGGGAUCAUCUCGCAAACGAGGAGAAAUGGCACAUGCUGCCAUGCUGGAUUUACCCUGCGAUCAAGGACCACGAGAUGGUCUGCACCAAAGAGGCGGUCGACACAUGCGAGCUCAUCGUUAACACCCUUGGGACCGAAACAGAGAAAGCACGAAUGAAACUCGUCUUAUCUGAUGAUCCCAACGUGUCUCGCGAGAAAAUCAUCAAGGAAUACAGAGAGAUGUCCAUCUACGAUGUACCAGAAGGCUUCCAGCUCCCCCUGCGGGUAGUUGACGGGAAGACCGCAGAAUGGCAGGCGCACCUGCCGGAAGAGGUGAAGCAAGUACUCGAGGAGAUUAACAAUCCGACCAAGUCUGUCUUUGCCUACGGAUGGGCAGAACAGCUGACAACCUUGACUUCUAACGGAGUCGCGAUCAGUAAGCUUACUCAAACCCUCGAAUAUCUUGGAGAAGGGUUCAGCGACGCAUGGCCUUUGAUGUGGUUGUUUCCCUUCAGUCGAGCGUUGGUUGGUACCCCAAAACCUGGGCGGGAAACGGAGCCGGUCACGGUAGCUGAGGAACGACAAAGCGGUGAAAAGACAAUUUCCAGCAGAGUAGUUGAAGAUUCAUAGAUACAGGUUCGGUAAAUCCUGCUGCUACUGUGAGACUCUAAUGAUCCGGCAUGCUGAGCUACAUCGAAUAAACGCCAACUCAUGCACAGUAUACCGGAGGUCAUCAAUAUUCACAGAUACCAACCAUCACGGCGUUACCUAGAUAUGGACCAGGUCAAUCUCCGUUAAGGCUCAUACGCGUAUCAUGCUUGACUUAGACAUGCCAAAGAGACACA
This is a messenger RNA of Pseudomassariella vexata, 2178 nucleotides long. RefSeq lists its product as uncharacterized. Bases 413 to 1963 code for a protein of 516 amino acids. Lineage: Eukaryota; Fungi; Ascomycota; Sordariomycetes; Amphisphaeriales; Pseudomassariaceae. The transcript has a single exon. The record is from RefSeq and is a predicted model, not a curated record.